GGAGCAUCCACAGCCACGCCCUGCAAGGCGUCCUCCGCAGCGGAGCCAGCCGGUUCCUUCCCCGCUAUCCCACCAAGCCAGGCUCCCACGGGAGGAGGCCCGGAUUCUCAGACAUCUCCCGUCCCUCUUGCAGGCUGGCUGAGCCGCCCGCAGCGGAGCAGCCUCCCUCCGCCGCUCCCGAAUCCGCCGCGCAAGAGAUCCAGCGCCGUCCUCCCUCCUCGCCGCCAGAGGGCGCGAUGCCCUCUUUUUCCCUUCCGGGAGGAACCCGAGGGCGCCGGCCCGCGUUUCCGGCCGUGUUGCUUCAGGGACAGGAACCGACAUGGCGCCGCCCAGGCUCGUGUAGCGUGCGCGGCGAGUGGUCGGCUGGGCUGCGGCCGGAGGUCGCCAUGGCGACGGCAGGCGGCGGGCGGACUGUGCUGGUGCGGGGCCUGCCCCGCUCGGCCUCCGCCGCGGACCUGGAGCGCGAGUUUGGCCUGGCAGGGCCGGUUCGGCGGGCCGUGGCCGUCACGGAGCCCGGCAGUGGGACCUGUCGUGGGUUUGGCUUUGUUACUUUUUCCUUGCCGGAAGAUGCUCAGAGAGCCAUCCAGGAGAUCACAGCCUUUGGGAACCGCAAGAUUAAUGUAGCACUUGCUAAUCCAAAGCCAAGGCGGAAAGGGAAGAAGGAAGAAGAUGCCUCUGAGGCCCCCCAGCAAGUGCAGAAGUCCCAAAAGACAAAAGGAGCUUCAAAAAAAGCCAGGCUGAUUAUUCGCAACCUGAGUUUCAAGUGCACAGAAGAUGACCUGAAGGCUGCAUUUUCUCAGUUUGGUACUGUGCUGGAGACAACCGUCCCCAAGAAACCAGAUGGAAAGAUGCGAGGCUUUGCUUUUGUGCAGUUCAGGAAUGUCCUGGAAGCAGGGAAGGCUCUGAAGGGAAUGAACAUGAAGGAGAUCAAAGAGCGUCCGGUGGCUGUGGACUGGGCCGUGACCCGAGAGAAGUACCAAGCAAUGCAGGCUGCAGCCGCUCCCGCUGGGGCCCAGGAGAAGAAACUAAGCCAAGCCCAGCAGGAGGUCACAGUUGCGGAUGCUGCUGACGGUGGAGAUGGUGGUGAUGACAGAAGUUUGGCAGGUGCUGAGACGGUGAGGCAGGGCAGGUACUUUGAGCCCCAAAUUCCAUCAUCACCUCUGGAUAGUGAGGAGGAGGAGGAGGAGGAAGAGAGCUCAGAGGAGGAGGAGGAGGAGAAGCCUGGCAAAGCCAGGAGCUCUGACGAAGAUGCAGGAGAUAGCGAGGAGGAGGAAGGAGGAGAAGAAGCUGAUGCCCCCUCAAAGCAGAGAAAAGGCUGUAAGCUCCCUUCUUCGGAUGUCACUGAAGGAAAGACUAUCUUCAUCAGGAACUUGUCCUUCGAUAGCGAAGAGGAGGAGCUAGGGGAGCUCUUGGAGCCGUUUGGAGACCUGAAAUAUGUGCGGGUCGUGUUGCAUCCUGACACGGAGCACUCCAAAGGCUGUGCCUUUGCCCAAUUCCUGACCCAGGAAGCUGCCCAGAAAUGCCUGCAAGUGGCUCAGGAUGAGAGUGAGGGCGGAGGGCUGCGUCUGGGUGGCCGGCUCCUCCGAGUGGACCUCGCCGUCAGCCGAGAGGAAGCCCAGCAGCUGCGAAGCAAGAAGGUGAAGAAGCCCACCGGCACGCGGAACCUCUACCUGGCGCGCGAAGGCUUGAUCCGUUCUGGCACAAAAGCUGCUGAGGGGAUGAGUGCUGCUGACCUUGCCAAGAGGGCGCGGUUUGAGGAGCUGAAGCGGCAGAAGCUGAAGGACCAGAACAUCUUUGUUUCCCGUACGAGGCUCUGCGUCCACAACUUGCCCAAGAGCGUCGAUGAUGCCCGGCUCCGGAAGCUGAUGCUGCAAGCGGUUGAUGGCGUGCGCAAUGUGCAGGUCAAGGAGUGCCGUGUGAUGCGGGACCUGAAGGCGCCUGGUGGGAAGGGGCGGGGUCAGUCCCUGGGCUAUGCCUUCGUGGCGUUCCAGGAGCACGAGCACGCGUUGGCAGCCCUGCGCCACGUCAACAACAACCCACAGAUCUUUGGGGACCAAAAGCGGCCCAUUGUGGAAUUCUCCCUGGAGGAUCGGCGGAAACUCAAGCUGAAGGAGCAGCGAGCCCAGAACAGUCUGCAAAAGCUGAGGCAGAAGGCAGCGUCCAAGGAAUCGACAACCAGUGGGCCACCUGCUUCCAAAGAGCCAGCCCGGAGGGCCAGAAAGCGAAAGAAGCAGCCACCAAAGGCAGAAGAAGUGGGCAGGGCUGCUGAAGGGCACAAGGACCCCCCAGAGAAGAGGCUCAGGGGCUCCCCAGCAGCCCAGCAGCCCCCGGCGGCCUCCCAGCCCCUCUCAGGAGGGGCUCUUUCCUGGUCGGGCUUCCAGACGCGAGCGGAGGUGGAGCAAGUGGAAUUGCCAGGUGGCAAGAAGCGGCGCAAGGUCCUGGCUCUGCCCUCUCACCGGGGACCCAAGAUCAGGAAGCGGGACAAGGGCAAAGGGAAGCCGCCCCCUGCAAAGAAGCUGGUGCCCUCGGGCAAACCACAGAGGCAGGAGAAGCGGCUCCGAGAGGUGCCCAAGCAGGCACCCAAGAAGAAGCAGCGGGCAGGACGCAGCGAAGCAGAGGCCAGGUUUGAGCAGCUGGUGGAGCAGUAUAAGCACAAGAUCCUUGGCAGCGGCAAGAGCACUCUGGCAGCCAAGAGGAGCAAAUGGUUUGAGAGCUGAGUGGAAGCUCUGGAGCAGCGGAGGGAGGGAGGGAGGGAGGGAGGGAGGCAGGGGCAGCUCCUGCCACUUCCUCCAGCACCUUGGACUACUUGACUUAGCAAGGAUGGCUGGUCUGUGUGUGUGAGCGCAUACGUGUGCAGAGGGGAAAUCAGAAGUGCCAAGGGAGAGGAGGGCUUUGCUGGCCCAGGCAUCUUGCAGCAGAAGGCAGAAGCCUCAGGAAACACUUGAAUGAGACAGGAUUGUGACCAGCAACCACCACCACCAUCCCGCCUGGGUGAGAAGUAGGGGGGAGUGGAGGUGGGACUUUGCCCAAGGAGGAUCCUGUGCUUUUCCCCCCAGCUUCAGACAUUUUUAAUAAAAGUCUUUCCUUAGCGUGCCUCUUUAUAGAAGCAGGAGCGUCUUCGGGCAUGUUGGGGGUGUUCCAUUUUCAGCCUCUUGCAGCAGCGGAUACUCAGCCCUCUGUUGGAGAAAUAAUAUCUGCUGAACCGUUUCUUCUUCUUGAGAAGCCACCACAGUGGACUCUGGUGGCAGCCUGCUUCCCUUGGUCCAGGAACGGGGAACAUCGGUGGCCAUCCAGAUGCAGUCUCAUCAUCCCUGACCAUUAGGCACUAUUGCCCGGCAGGGGCUCAUGGGUGUUAAGAGUUCCCCAAUGCUCAAAGAGGAGUUAAGGUGCACAUAUGAAACACAAAAUAAAACAAACGUUUAACACACAUAUAUUGUUAAAUCAACAUGAAAUCACUGCUAGAAUUCUGCAUGUGGUAUUGAAUCAAUGCCCAUAUAACGUAAAGUGCAAAAAAAGCCAUAAAAUUCUGCAGCUGUAAUAAAUCAAUGCUUAGGCAAGAUGAGAUACCAAGACACAGUGCAGCCAAACACGAGUCUUCUUCAGUGGCCUUCUGAUUUACUAGGCAUACACUAUAAAGGGUAAAGGGUAAAAAUAUGUUAAGACAUUAAUUACUAACGGUGAGUGUCUGGAUGUUUAAAAAGAUAGAACAGCUGAGUGUUGGAAGAGGAUACUGUAAACCCACUGAACCUUACAUAUUACAACCAUUGAUAAGGGCUGAUUCAUUGGCAAUUCAAAAAGUCAAAAUCUGCAUAAAAAUAAUUUAAAAUUAGAAUUUAAUAAAAUGCAAUAAUAAUAAUAAAGCAAAGAUUUCGCCAUUGGUACAUAACAAUUUUUUCCUGUUGAUAUAUUUCUAAAAAUAGUAAGGUUUCACUGACAUUAUGCAUCCAUCCCACUGCUUUCAAUGCCGUAUCAGCCAAGGUAGUAUAGUCACUGCUGGGCCUAAAGAUGUGGCACAGCUGUGGAAUUUACUCCUCUAGCCACUAGGCACAUAACAUACCUCAGCUGGAGCUGCUCAGCAGUGAGAAGACAUGAUUCUCUAGAAAAGGCAAUCAUGCUGCGAAAAACAGAAGGGAGUAGAAAAAGAGGAAGGCCAAACGAGAGAUGGAUUGAUUCCAUAAAGGAAGCCACAGACCUGAACUUACAAGAUCUAAACAGGGUGGUUCAUGACAGAUGCUCUUGGAGGUCGCUGAUUCAUAGGGUCGCCAUGAGUUGUCGACUUGGAGGCACAUAACAACAACAACAACAUGCGAAGACGUCUUUGCUUUUUCUGUGUCCUGAAACUUCACGGUGGCCGUAGCUUUUAAAUUAGACUUAAUAACUGGGAUGGGAUUGGUUUUGGUUCAUGGAUGUGAAAGUUGGACAGUGAAAAAAGUGGAUAAGAGAAAAAUCAACUCAUUUGAAAUGUGUUGGAGGAGAGCUUUGCGGAUACCAUGGACUGCAAAAAAGACAAGGACAGGAUUCUGUCCUGGGGCCGAUACUCUUCAACAUUUUUAUCAAUGACUUAGAUGAUGGGGUGGAGGGAAGCCUUAUGAAGUUUGCGGAUGAUACGAAACUCGGAGGGAUAGCUAACGCAAUGGAAGACGGGAAUAAAAUCCAAAGGGUCCUGGAUAGACUAGAAAAUUGGGCUGAAAUUAAUAAAAUGACAUUCAAUAAAGACAAAUGCAAGAUUCUGCAUUUAGGCCACAAAAACAAAAUGCACAGGUACAGGAUGGGAAAUACCCGUCUUAGCAGUAGUGCGUGUGAGAAGGACCUUGGAAUUGUAGUGGAUCGCAAGUCGAACAUGACCCAGUAGUGUGAUGCUGCGGCAAAAAAGGCAAACGCGGUUUUGGGCUGCAUAAACAGAGCUAUAGUUUCCAGGUGGAGGGAAGUAAUAGUCCCACUAUAUUCUGCAUUAGUCAGGCCUCAUCUGGAAUACUGCAUUCAGUUCUGGGCGCCUCAUUUUAAGAAAGAUAUAGACAAGUUAGAGCGGGUUCAGAAGAGGGUGAAGAGGAUGAUAGCCGGUAUGGAGAACAAGUCUUAUGAGGAAAGGUUGAAGGAACUUGGCAUGUUCAGUCUGGUGAAGAGAAGGCUGAGGGGUGAUAUGAUUGCACUGUUUAAGUACCUGAAGGGCUGUCACAUAGAGGAGGGUACAGAUUUGUUCUCUGCUGCCCCAGAGGGUAGGACUAGGUCUAACGGUUUUAAGUUGCAGGAGCAUAGAUUCAGAUUGGACAUUAGAAGGAACUUCUUGACAGUAAGGGCAGUUCGGCAAUGGAACCGACUGCCUAGGGAGGUGGUGGGAUCCCCUUCGCUGGAUGUCUUCAAGCAGAGGCUGGACAGCUAUCUGCGGGAGAUGCUCUAGCUGUGGAUUUCCUGCUGUGAGCAGGGGGUUGGACUCGAUGGCCUACAAGGCCCCUUCCAACUCUAGGAUUCUAUGACAAAUAAUUGGGUGUUACAACAAAUUAAACCAGAACUAUCACUAGAAGCUAAAAUGAUGAAACUGAGGUUAUCAUACUUUGGACACAUAAUGAGAAGAUAUUCACUAGAAAAGACCAUAAUGCUGGGAAAAACAGAAGGGAGUAGAAAAAGAGGAAGGCCAAACAAGAGAUGGGUUGAUUCCAUCAAGAAAGCCACAGACCUGAACUUACAAGAUCUGAACGGUGGUUCAUGACAGAUGCUCUUGGAGGUCGCUGAUCCAUAGGGUCGCCAUAAGUCGUAAUCGACAUGAAGGCACAUAACAUGAACCAACUGAAUAUCUUAAGAAAAAUCAUUCAAUGUACAUAUUUCAAAAAUACAAAUCACAGAAAUGAAACCUCAUACUCUAUAAAGAACAGAUAAAUAAUAACCCAAAACAAUUAUUGCAGCACGGGUCCAGUUCAGGUCCUCAUUUAGUCCAUUUGGCACCAUUGUCUUCAAAGAGAAUGUCUAGAAAAGUUCCCUCCUUUUCAGUCUUGCUUCCAGUUGUCUUCUAAAAAAAACUUUCUCAAGAGUUCAGAAUCUUACAUCCUUUUCAGUAUGUCCACAACUUAUGUAAUGUUUUACCAUAGGGGCAUGUAAUCUAUUUUUAAUGCAACUCUUACGUUCACUAAUUCUCAUUUUGAUUCUUCUAGUUACAAUUCCUACGUAGAUAAAGUGUAGCAUGCUUUCUUAAAGCACACCCUGUACUUUGGUAGACUUUAUUAAACAGUUUACCAAUCGAGUGGAUAAUAAGAGGUAUGUCCUCAGAGGAUGUCACAAGGGGGUGGUGUGUGCUAUAAGUGGGUUUACAGUAUCCCAGCAAUCAGCUCUUUUGUUUUUUAACAUCCAGAGGCACUCACCAUUAGUAAUUAAUGACUUAACAUAUUU
Molecule: messenger RNA, 6381 nt
Organism: Rhineura floridana
Lineage: Eukaryota; Metazoa; Chordata; Lepidosauria; Squamata; Rhineuridae
Gene: RBM28
Product: RNA binding motif protein 28
Exons: 19
Coding region: 237-2717 (826 amino acids)
Molecular function (GO): RNA binding
Source: RefSeq, a predicted model, not a curated record